Colius striatus (speckled mousebird) is the source of this 2567-nucleotide messenger RNA. RefSeq names its product NDC80 kinetochore complex component (gene NDC80). The record is from RefSeq and is a predicted model, not a curated record. Gene Ontology annotation, biological process: attachment of mitotic spindle microtubules to kinetochore. NCBI's taxonomy places the organism in Eukaryota, Metazoa, Chordata, Aves, Coliiformes, Coliidae. The transcript has 17 exons. Gene Ontology annotation, cellular component: Ndc80 complex. The coding region runs from base 89 to 2011 and encodes 640 amino acids.
ACGUGACGCAGUUGGCGGGCGGAUUUGAAACUGCGAGGAAGGCGGCGGCGGCACCCGGAGCGGUAACGGCCGGGCCAGUUUAGUCACAAUGAGGCGAAGCUCAAGUAUUGCCGGAAGCAGUGGUCGGCAAUCGCUGAUGCCACUGAGAGUGCAGGACAACAACAAGAUGGGUCUUCAAACACCUCAGAUGAAGGACAAAGGUACGUUUGGGAAGCUGAGCAUGAGCAAACCUACACCUGGAACUUCGGAAAGAAAAGUCAGCUUUUUUGGGAAGAGAGCUAGCGGGGCUGGAGGUUCACGCAACAGUCAGUAUGGUGUGUUUGGUACUGAAAAGAUAAAAGAUCCCAGGCCACUUCAUGACAAGGCAUUCAUCCAACAAUGUAUCAAGCAGCUUUCUGAGUUUCUUAAUGAGAAUGGUUAUGCUCAUAAUGUUUCCAUGAAGUCACUACAGUCUCCAUCUGUUAAGGACUUUUUAAAAAUCUUCACUUUUAUCUAUGAAUUCCUCUGCCCUUCUUAUGAACUGCCUGACUCAAAAUUUGAAGAGGAAAUUCCCAGAGUUUUUAAGGAGCUUGGGUACCCCUUUGCAUUGUCAAAAAGUUCCAUGUACACAGUAGGAGCACCACACACAUGGCCUCAGAUUGUGACAGCUUUGAUUUGGUUAAUUGAUUGUGUCAAGUUGUAUGCUGCCAUGAGGGAAAAUGCACCGUCAUUUGAUGAUGGACAGAACUGGGGAGGAGAGACAGAUGAUGGAAUUGUACAUAAUAAGCUUUUCAUGGACUACUCUGUGAAGUGCUAUGAUCUUUUCAUGAAAGGGAGAGAUACUUUUGAAGAAAUGGAUGCAGAAGUGCAAUCAAAAUUAAAGGAUUUGUUUAAUAUAGAUGAAUUCCCGAUAGAAGGUUUAGCAGCUGACAACAAAAGACUUCAGGAAGAGAUUGCAAGACUAGAAAAAGAAAAGGAAAGUGAGCCGGAUCGUAGAGUAACACUACGAAACCUGAAAUCGUCUCUUCAAGCAGAUGUCCAGAAAUACCAGGCUUACUUGGAUAAUCUGGAAUCUCAUGUAGCCAUCCUUGAUCAAAAAAUUGAAGGUGUUAAUGAGGAAGUUGAGACAGCAGGAAUGGAAGUAGAAGCACUGAAGCAAGAGAAUGCCCGGCUGCAGCACAUCUUUGAUAACCAAAAGUACUCAGUUGCGGAUAUUGAGAGAAUAAAUCAUGAGAGAAAUGAGUUGCAGCAAACCAUUAACAAGCUGACUAAGGAGGUGGAAGCAGAGGAACAUCAGCUGUGGAAUGAAGAGUUAAAAUAUGCUAGGAAUAAAGAGGCGAUUGAAAUGCAACUGGCAGAGUAUCAUAAACUGGCUCGAAAGCUGAAAUUAAUUCCAGUAAGUGCUGAGAAUUCCAAAGGCCAUGACUUCGAGAUCCAAUUUAAUCCUGAGGCAGGUCCAAAUUGCCUAGUCAAAUACAGAACUCAGAUCAAGGCUCCCCUUAUGGAGAUCAUUAACCAGACUGAGGAAGAAAUUAGGAAAGCUACUCAACGGAAAAUGACUUUGGAAGAUACUUUGGAACAGGCGAAUGUAAUGGUAGUAGACAAGCAAAGCAGUGUGAAAACACUGAAAGAAGAAGCUGAAAAGCUGGAUGACCUUUACCAUCAGAAGCUUAAGGAGGCAGAAGAGGAAGAGCAAAAAUUUGCAAAUGAACUGGAAUUGCUAGAGAAGCAUAAACAAUUACUUGAGAGUGGUAUCAACGAAGGUCUCAGUGAAGCCACAAAUGAAUUGCAUGAUCUUCAACGACAGUAUCAAGUUGUUAUGCAGACAACAACAGAAGAGAGCAGGAGAGCUGGUGAUAACCUGAAUCGUCUUUUAGAAGUGAUUGCUACUCAUGUAGUAUCUAUUGAGAAAUAUCUUGAUGAACAGAAUGCAAAAAUUGACAGAGAUUAUGAAGAGUUCAUGUCUGAAGAUCUAUUGUCAGCCUUGACUGGAAUUCUAGAGAGUUAUAAAAAGAAGGCUGAAAGUCUGUAAAUACUAAAAAGGUGAAGAUGAAAAUUUUGCAUUUCUGAAGCUCUGGGUGGUGCCUUCUAAAAGGAUGGGUACUUGCUGUGUAUAGAAGUGAAAGUGGUUUUAAGUGUAAGGAAAUAUUUAUGAACUUCCUUUGGUUUAUUGACACAAAUAAACAACAUACUUCCAUUUUCUUUAAAAAGACUUUGCUUACAUUUCCCCGUUGUAAUAUAUUGUAUGUGACUACAACCAUAUCUGACAAGGCAACUGUGGAACAACUUUAUUUCACUUUUUCUUUAUAAUCAAAUCAUUUAUGCACUUUUAGGAAGAUUUUCAGACAAAAGUACAGUUAACCUGAUAAAAUAACAAGUCAGAGUGGAUUUAAAGAUGGAACCAAAAGUGACAGCACAAAUGCAGAGGGUAUUGACACUUUGAAAUACUUCUUAAAAAUAACUAGCACCUUUUGCAAAUGUGUAAGAUUGCUAACUGGGACAAGUUGUGCUUUCCUUUUAGGAGUAUAGUUUGUGCAUUUUGUAGUAGACAUACAUAUUUAGUGCAUGUGCAUGACAGUGUACAUCCU